Molecule: messenger RNA, 3095 nt
Organism: Prosopis cineraria
Lineage: Eukaryota; Viridiplantae; Streptophyta; Magnoliopsida; Fabales; Fabaceae
Exons: 2
Coding region: 221-625 (134 amino acids)
Source: RefSeq, a predicted model, not a curated record
CAUUGUCAAUUGUGAAUACCUAUGUAAAUGAUGAAGAAAGAGCAAGGCGUGCUUACAGAAAUGGGCAUGGUAAUUAGUUCUUCAUACAUGGGCCACAGAUUGACCCAACUUUGAGCCCAUAAACCUAGAUUCUCUGUCCAAUCAUCUGCACCGGCGAAACUUUGAUUAUCCUGAUGAGUUCUUGUCUUGAAGAGUGAAGACCAUCGAGCGAGCGAGAGAGAUGGGGGAAGCGAGAGGGAUGGUAGGGGAUAUAGAGAAGAUGAUCGCAGUGGGCCUCGUAUGGGGCGCGACAAAUGCUAUCAUGCGCCGUGGUGCUCUUAUUUGGGAUCACGCUCUCAAAUCUUCGUCCUCAUCGAAGCCACCUCGGCACUGUACAACUCUUCCCCAGAGAUGUCUUUUUUCUCUGGGAAAUUGGCUCAAGCUUCUCUCGAUCUGGCAGUACACUAUCCCCUUCUUGAUUAAUCUCUCUGCCUCUGCUACUUUCUUUGCUAUUCUCAGUGACGCCCCGAUAUCGCUGGUUGUCCCCGUCACCAAUGCGACAACAUUUGCCGCCACCGCCGUGUUUGGUAUGCUACUUGGCGAAGAAACCCACGUCCCUCGAGCUUUGUAUGUUGUAUGGUCCUGAAAUCAAUGAGCUAGAGGACGAGCUUCUGCCUGGGUUGCUUCUAUAAUAUUUGGGGUUUUCUCUUUUCUGGAGUCACGGAAUGUUACAAUUAAGUUUUAUGUUUGGUUGCAUUGCAGAGGAAUACUAGAUAACAGAAGUUACAAUGCGUGCCAAUCUAGUAUUAACCCUAUUAACUCAUUCUCUUUAUGUGAUGAAAAGUUGAGAGGAAAUAAAAGGAGUUCAUUAGAAAGCCAUGAAAAUUACCCUGAACGUCGUGUAAAACUCAAACCUUGUUCCUUGCUUCGGGUUAAAUAAGCAAUCCCCUUUCUUCAAUAGUUGUGCAGAAGCUUACUUGGCAGUGAUAGAUCGUGGAAUUAGAGAGGUAUGAUUGUUUUUACAAAAUUGAGAAUAGUGAACUAGUAUUUUCUGGUAGUCCUUGUGAUUCUAGAUGUAGGAUAUUUAUUCUGAUUAAGAAAAUUAAAUAGGGAAGAAGUUAGUUAUUUGAAAAAAAAAAUGUGUUAAAGUUUUCCUUAAGGCCUUUAAUCAUUUACUCAAUGUAACUUAUGUAUCAUACAUGAAUCAAACCAUAGGGAUAGUUUGAGAAAAAAAAUAAUAAAUUAGAUAUGGAAGACAAAGAAAAUUAAGGUCAUAAAUUCAAGGCUAGAACAAAUUCUCUAACUAGCUCUUACAUUUAGAAUUGAAGGGAAUAAUAACAUUCUACCUUCAUAAAUGCAGAAGCUAGAUGAUGAUUCACACAUAAUAAGAAAUCUUUUUAAGCUUGUUAUUUGUUAAAAAGAAAAGUGUGUUGGUUUCCUAAAAUACUCCUUCUUUUAGUCAUUUAUAUUGAACACUAUCCUAUUGAUUGUACAUAUUUGAAAAAAUAAAAUAAACAUGGGAGAAAGAGAAAAUUGAUGUCUUAUAUUUAAGACUAAAAUAAACUUCUCAAUUGCUCUAGAUUUAAAACCAGAAGGAAUAUCAUUUGUAGAGGGACCCUAGUGAAUGGGUUGUGAUUUGGUAGUGAAGUUAUACAUGAGGUAUAAUUAGGGGUGGAAGGACUAGGUGUCCUAUCAGGGGCCUACAACUUGACCUACUUUAAGCCUGACAUGACUUAUUUACUAAAUAGGUCAUGUCAGGUUCAAGCCUCUGUUAGGCUCUUUUUGCUAAAUAGACACUAUUUUUAUAAAGCUUAGCCUACUAGCCCUAUGCAUCAGUUUAUUUACAUAUAUAUAUAUAUAUUAUUACAUAAUAUAGUACAUAUGUAUAAUAUGUAAAAGCCUACUAGUCUUAUGCAUCAGUUUAUUUGCAUAUAUAUUAUUAAUAUAGUACAUAUGUAUAAUAUGUAAUGUAUAAUAUAUAUAAUAUUUAAUUUAGGAAUUUGGAACCCUUUCUUUGGCUCCUUUCUUCUCAUUCUUCCUUUGAAACAAAACUUGAAAGCACUAGACAGGUUCUUUCUGGCCUGUGUUUUUUUUUAAUUAGCUUUUGUUUGAUAAGUUGAUGAUAUAUCCAUUUUACCAUUUGAUUUUUAAUCAAAUUGUUCUAUUUUAUUUCUAGUUUCUUGGUUAUAUUUUCAAAUAAAUUGAACUUAUGUAUUAAUUUCAAUGUUGCUACUGUAGCUUACAAGUUCUAUUGCUUAUUAUGUAUUUUAGUUGAUUAAUCAAGUUGUGCAUAGGUAGGCUUUAAUAGUUCUAAAGCCUAUUAUGUAAGCCUAUUUAGGGCCCAUUUUGUUUCUUCUUCUUUUCAAUGAAAAGAGGACUUUUUUUUUUUGAAAAAAUUAUUUAGUGAAAUUUUAUGAUGCUCGUUUAACUUUUUAAAAUAAUCAAAAUCUGAAAAAAGGCAGAUGUCUAAUUAUUUUGAUGAGUUAAUUUGAAUAACUUCUAAGAAUAAUAUGAUACAUUAGGUUAGAGUGAAUUCUAUAACAAUGCGAAGACACUCAAAGCUAUGAUAAAAUUUUAAAAUGAGUAAAAAUAAAUGAUUUUUUUAUGAAUAGAGAUCCAUGAAGAUAUUGUAAAAUCUAAACAUAACUAAAUAAUAAUCACUUUUGAUUAUUGUAACUAAAUAUAAAAUAAUGUUUGUUUUUUUAAUAAAAUAUCUACAAAAUAAACCUCAUUUCAUAAAAUUUGUAAAUUAUCUAAAAAUCAUUUUUUUAUCUUAAAUAAAUGGGCCUCGCCUUGCUAGAGCUUUCCUUUUCACUUCACUUUGUUGCAUAGGCAACCUCUUUUCGGGGCUCUCCCCAUCGUGGGAGUCCUCCUCACUGGGAGUCCACUUAUUGGGAGGUUUCUACUUGGAGCAUUCUGAGUUCGAGGAGGGAUUUGUCUUGGGGUGGGUUUUAGUUUGUAUGUGGGUUUAGGUGAGUGCGUUUGUGAUAUCUGGUGGCAAUAUGGGGUCAAGGAGUUUUGAUGGUUUGGAGGAGAGUUCUUACUGCCAGGAUUGCGCACUGAAUAACGAUGAAUGUGAUUUUGACAAUAUCGUGAUGGUGGAGGAUCUUUGGUUG